ACUAGAUGUCAGUAUUGUAUGUUGUAGCAAUUUUCCAUUUUCGAUUUAUAUUACUUUUUUUGCUGUAGUUCUAUAAUAUACUAAUAAAAUGGGCAAUACAUUUCAAAAAAUGGUUAGUAGCGAUCCAUUUCCACCAUCAGAUUCGGAGCCGACAUUUGAUCCGAUGUACGGAUUUCCUAAGGAGCGCAAAGAAAGGGUUAUGCCCAUAUCAGAAGAAGAUUUGAUAGCUGCCAAGAUUCCUUUAGAAUAUAGAGAUUAUUGUGCUGAUGUUUUUUUGGAAUAUAAACGUUGCUUUCUAGAAAAGUUUCCUUUUGUAGUACUUUGUGCUGACACAGCUCACAAUUAUAAGGAAUGUGAAUAUAAUGACGACAUUUUAAGGGCCAAAGAAUAUGAAAGAGAACGUAGACUUCUGGUCAGAGAACGCAGGAAACAGAGGGCUAUGGAAGCAGUGACAGCUUAGAUUCCACAUUCACUGAACAUUGUUUACAUUUAGAUUAUACAUAUGUGAAUAUAGAUGAUAUAUACAUGAAAUUUGCUUAUAGAAGAGUGAUUAUAAUAAAGAAUUUAAGGUAUAAAUUGGUAAACAAAAAUGUAAAUAUUUUUAUUAUUGUUUCUAUUGUUAUUACUAAUAUGCCACAAUUAUUUGUAUUGUUAUAUAUAAGAUAUGUCAGAUAUGUCUUUUUUAUUUAUAAAAGAAUACUUAAUAUUUGUCAUUAAGUUGGGCAGAAGAUAUUAGUAUUUUAAUUUUGUAUAUAAAUAAGUUAUUAUUGAA
This is a messenger RNA of Bombus huntii, 772 nucleotides long. RefSeq names its product NADH dehydrogenase [ubiquinone] 1 beta subcomplex subunit 7 (gene ND-B18). Gene Ontology annotation, cellular component: mitochondrion. The record is from RefSeq and is a predicted model, not a curated record. The transcript is spliced from 3 exons. The coding region runs from base 89 to 460 and encodes 123 amino acids. Lineage: Eukaryota; Metazoa; Arthropoda; Insecta; Hymenoptera; Apidae.